AUGGAUAUGACCUCAACAGCGGAGGCUGCCGCUCGCAGCUGGUAUGACAGUCCGCGCUUAGGCGGCGGCUCCACCGGCGGCGGCGGCAAUGGGGGCGGUGUCUCGCCCCAAACGAACGGCCUUGGCAGCGCCGGCAGCAGCCUGGCCCACAGCCAUCACAGCCUCUCCAGCGGCGCCAGUUCAGCGGGCAGCAGCGUGGGAGCGACCCUUGGCGGCGGCGGCGGUUCCGGACUGGACAGCAGUGACAUGAGCGCCUUCUACGCCCUCGAGAGCAAUGGACACCAUCGGCGCUACUAUCCCAGCUAUCAUCAGCACACAUCCCGCAUGCCCUCCACCCAUGCCACGCCCCAGGUGUGCCGGCCGCACUUCCACACCCCGCUGAGUCCAUGGCUGACCAGCGAGCACAAGUCCUUCGCCCCCGCCAGUGCCUGGAGCAUGGGCCAGUUUGCCUGCCCGCAGGAGCCGCAGGUGGAGCACAAGCUGGGCCAGAUGGGCCAGGGCCAUCAGACGACAGCCGCCGGCCAGCACUCGUUCCCCUUCCCGCCGACGCCGCCAAAGGAUUCCACGCCCGAUUCCGUGCAAACCGGUCCAUCUGAGUAUCAGGCCGUGAUGAACGCCUUUAUGCACCAGCAGGCCACGGGCUCUACCUCACUGACGGACGCCAGCUGUGCGUUGGACAUCAAGCCGUCGAUCCAGAACGGCAGCGCGAACGUCUCCUCCGGCAGCGGACCCAGCCAGAGUUCGGCGCCCAAGCAGCGCGAAGGUACUACCACUAAUCCCAGCUCCAACUCCAGCAGCAGUCAACAGCAGCAGCAGCAGCAGCAGCAGCAAUCCCAGCAACAGCAGCAGCAGCAGCAGCAGCAGGGCAGCAGCAACACUAACAACAGCAGCAACUCCUCCGCCUCAUCCGCCGCCGCCGCAGCAGCAGCAGCUGCCGCCUCCCUGUCCGCCUCAGCAGCCGCCGCAGCCACGUCCUCGAACGGAUUGUUUGAUGGCACGGCCCAGGCGCACUAUGCCUCCCAGAACAACAGCGGAGGCGGUAGCAGCGGUAGCGGUGGCUACGACAGCAGUAGCUAUGCCUCCUAUCACCAGGCAGCCGCCCAUCAUCAGGCGGCAGCGGUGGCGGCGGCAAAUAUGUUCCAAAGUUCCUCGGUGGCCGCUGCUGCAGUGCGUCACAGCAUGGCUGCGGCGCAGGCGCACCAUCAUCACCAUCACCAUCAUAGUGGACACCAUCACAGUGGCUCGUCCUCCGGGGCGGGUAUGCAUUCACUUGGUGGCUCCGUCACUGGCAUGGGCAGCAUGAGUGGUGGCAGCGGUGGUGGAACCGGUGGAGGAGCGGGAUCCGGAUCCCUGAGUGGUCAUGGAGUUGGAUCCACGGGCAAUGGCAAUACCAGCCUGGACAUCAAACCCGUGCGAACGAAACCCCGGACGAGUGCUGAGGGACGCGAGUGUGUUAAUUGUGGCGCCACAUCGACGCCACUGUGGCGACGCGACGGUACGGGACACUAUCUGUGCAAUGCCUGUGGCCUGUACUACAAGAUGAACGGCCAGAACCGUCCCCUGAUUAAGCCAAAGCGAAGACUGACCCUCCAAUCGCUGCAGAGUGCGGCCAAGAGGGCGGGCACAUCCUGCGCCAACUGCAAGACCACAACCACAACCCUUUGGCGACGCAAUGCCAGCGGCGAACCCGUCUGCAAUGCCUGCGGAUUGUACUACAAGCUGCACAAUGUCAAUCGUCCGCUCACAAUGAAAAAGGAGGGCAUUCAAACGCGUAACCGCAAGCUGAGCUCCAAGUCCAAGAAGAAGAAGGGCUUGGGCGGCGGCUGUCUGCCCAUCGGUGGACACCUGGGCAUGGGUGACUUCAAGCCACUGGAUCCCUCCAAGGGCUUUGGCGGCGGCUUCUCGGCCUCCAUGGCGCAACAUGGACACCUCUCGAGCGGACUGCAUCCGGCACAUGCGCACAUGCACGGCAGCUGGUAUACCGGCGGCAUGGGAGCUCUGGGCGCCUCCAGUGGCCUGCAGGGCGGCUUCUCCACCGCCGGCUCUCUCGGUGGAGCGGUGGUGCCGCACUCGCAGCCUUACCACUUGGGUCUCAGUUCAAUGGGCACCUGGCGCACUGACUACACGUGAUGGAGCGGGAAUAACUUGAACAACAAUCUGUUCAGCUAAAGCCGUGAUUUGCCCACGCUCAAAUCGAUCGAUUUGUGAAGUAUAUAAAUCGAGGCAAAGCAAAUCCAACCGAAACCAGAUAAAACACAAUGCCAAACUGAGGAC
Molecule: messenger RNA, 2274 nt
Organism: Drosophila serrata
Lineage: Eukaryota; Metazoa; Arthropoda; Insecta; Diptera; Drosophilidae
Gene: grn
Product: GATA binding protein grain
Biological process (GO): positive regulation of transcription by RNA polymerase II; cell fate commitment; negative regulation of transcription by RNA polymerase II
Cellular component (GO): nucleus
Molecular function (GO): DNA-binding transcription factor activity, RNA polymerase II-specific; zinc ion binding; RNA polymerase II cis-regulatory region sequence-specific DNA binding
Source: RefSeq, a predicted model, not a curated record